AUAUCUCUCCACCUUCCUCCAUGCCAACUUUCUCUUCUUCAUCUAUCCAUCUCCUCUCAAACUUCGGCAGAAGAAGAGCUGAAGAGAGCAUGCGGCCUCAGCCGGAGCCAAACAACGCUAAUUAUAUUUCUCCCCCCAAUGGCUCCACAAGGAAGAAGAUCAAGGAUCAAAAGGUUGUGAUACGGUACACGGAGUGCAGGAAAAACCAUGCAGCUAGCAUGGGCGGCUACGCCGUCGACGGCUGCAGGGAGUUCAUGGCCUCCGGCGACGAUGGAACCGCCUCCGCCCUCCUCUGCGCCGCUUGCAACUGCCACCGGAGCUUCCACAAGCGCGAGGUCGAGCUCGACCAGCCUCCACUCUGCGACUGCUCCUCCACCUCCACCUCUACCUCUGAGGUGGAAAAUUCUUAGCUGCGCGGCCGUUAUUCAAAGUGUAACAAAGAGAAGGAAGUUAUAGAAGAAAUUGAUGAGGGGAGAGUUAUGAGUGAAUUCUACUAUCAUAUUUUUCUCUCUUUUAUAUUUUUCAAUUGAUGUCUUGUUACGCGCAUAAAGCAUAUUCUGUGUGAAAUAUAUAUUUACUCUCUUUCUUGAUCUCCUUCCUCGUCC
This is a messenger RNA of Dendrobium catenatum, 605 nucleotides long. RefSeq names its product mini zinc finger protein 1. Gene Ontology annotation, biological process: regulation of DNA-templated transcription; regulation of developmental process. The coding region runs from base 21 to 410 and encodes 129 amino acids. Gene Ontology annotation, molecular function: DNA-binding transcription factor activity; transcription cis-regulatory region binding. Lineage: Eukaryota; Viridiplantae; Streptophyta; Magnoliopsida; Asparagales; Orchidaceae. The transcript has a single exon. Gene Ontology annotation, cellular component: nucleus. The record is from RefSeq and is a predicted model, not a curated record.